Saccostrea cuccullata (small rock oyster) is the source of this 652-nucleotide messenger RNA. RefSeq lists its product as uncharacterized. NCBI's taxonomy places the organism in Eukaryota, Metazoa, Mollusca, Bivalvia, Ostreida, Ostreidae. The transcript has 2 exons. The annotation marks the transcript as partial. The record is from RefSeq and is a predicted model, not a curated record.
GUCAAAAGAGACAGUCCAAAACUAAACCAAAGUUAUUCACCACUGAGCAGCAGAACCCAUACAAAAAUAAAAAUCAAUUUUGAAGACUCAGCAGAGCAAAUUUUGUCAUCAACUAAUACAGAGGCUGCACACCGCAAAACUGUUCUGCAUCUUGAUGAUAAAAUCAUUGGCCAGCAUGGAGGGGACCUUCUUUUCCAUUUUUCAGACACAAUAAAGAAAGGAAAAAUAUUUGGAUUAGUUGUGCAAGAAACACAGGUGACGUUUACUGUGCUGGAAAUGAGUGUGGAACAAUACAAUGACAUUGUAGAAGGUAAUGUGAAGCACAGAAGUGGAGAUCGGCCAACGUUGAAGGUUUCAAAACCAUAUGACUAUUUGAAAACCCAGGAUAGAGAAUAUAUCAUAGAGGCGUUCAUCAAACUUGCCAUGUUACAGAGGAAAAUCCUUUAAAUCCUUGGGUAACAUCAGAUCUUCAGGAUAUAUUUUGAAGGUGCUGUGUUUAGAAGUAGUGUAUAUGCAAAUUAUGGUACAAAAUGUAAAUAAUGUAAUGCUGAUUAUGUACUUGUUUUGUUCAUUCCAUGUUUUUAAUUCUUUCAAAGUAUCAUGCUAUUAGUUAAGCAAGUAGUUUUGUGCAGGCAUGUAAUUUAUCCCCAAG